This is a messenger RNA of Carassius carassius (crucian carp), 4631 nucleotides long. RefSeq names its product E-selectin-like. The record is from RefSeq and is a predicted model, not a curated record. Gene Ontology annotation, biological process: cell adhesion; negative regulation of complement activation, classical pathway. Lineage: Eukaryota; Metazoa; Chordata; Actinopteri; Cypriniformes; Cyprinidae. The transcript is spliced from 22 exons. The coding region runs from base 98 to 3988 and encodes 1296 amino acids. Gene Ontology annotation, cellular component: membrane.
AAACAUAGUUCACUCAAAGUUGUAAUGGUUUAAUUCUGCAGUGUUAAACAUAUGGAGAGGCGCUGAAGGCUGGUCAUACCAUUCCUCAACAUUAACUAUGAACUGGGAAUCUGCCAGACGCUGGUGCAAGCAGAAUUACACCGACAUGGUAGCCAUCCAGAACAAAGAUGAAAUUUAUCACCUCAACAGUAUCCUUCCAAAAGUCAAUGGAUAUUACUGGAUUGGCAUUCGCAAAAUUAAUGGCAUUUGGACCUGGGUGGGAACUAAUAAGAUGCUUACCAAGGAAGCUGAGAACUGGGCGGAGAAGGAGCCCAAUAAUGGAAGGAAUAAUGAAGAUUGUGUGGAAAUAUACAUUAAAAGAGGGAAAGAUGAAGGCAAAUGGAAUGAUGAAUCCUGCUUAAAGAAGAAGACUGCACUGUGCUACACAGCAUCCUGCAAAGACAACUCCUGUGUCAGUGGCCAAGGAGAGUGUGUUGAAACCAUAAACAGCCAUAAAUGUGCAUGCCUUGGGGGUUUCUAUGGAGACCGAUGUGAACAUGUUGUAAAAUGCAAAUCAGAGGACAUCCCCGCACCAGAUAAUGCUAGCAUUAACUGCUCUCAUCCUCAUAAAGACUUCUCAUAUGACUCUGAAUGUGUAUACUCCUGUGAGGAGGGUUAUGAACUAAAGGGUUCCAAUACAACAAGAUGCACUUCUAGCACAGAGUGGUCAAAUAAACCACCAACCUGUGAACUUGUUCAAUGUCCAGAGCUGACCAAACCACAGGGAGGCCAAAUGCAAUGCCACCAUCCCAUGGGCCAGUUCAGCUACCAAUCUACCUGUGAGUUUAUGUGUAAAGAAGGACACACGCUGCGAAACUCCAUCUCUUCAACACUGUUCUGUGGGGCAACGGGACACUGGAAUGAUUCACAACCCACUUGUGAAAUUGUAAAAUGCAAACAAGAGGACAUCACCCCACCAGAUCAUGCUAGCGUCCAGUGCUCCCAUCCUCAUGAAGGCUUCCCAUAUGACUCUCAAUGUGAAUAUUUCUGUGAGGAGGGUUAUGAAUUAAAGGGUUCCAGAACGACAAGAUGCACUUCUAGCACAGAGUGGUCAAACAAAUCACCAACAUGUGAACCUGUCCAGUGUCCAGAGCUGACCAAACCACAGGAAGGCCAAAUACAGUGUUACCAUCCCAUGGGCCAGUUCAGCUACCAAUCUACCUGUGAGUUUAUGUGUAAAGAAGGACACAUGCUACGAGACUCCAGCUCUUCAACCCUGUUCUGUGGGGCAACGGGACACUGGAAUGAUACACAACCCUCUUGUGAAAUUGUAAAAUGCAAACAAGAGGACAUCACCGCACCAGAUCAUGCUAGCGUCCAGUGCUCCCAUCCUCAUGAAGGCUUCCCAUAUGACUCUGAAUGUGUAUACUCCUGUGAGGAUGGUUAUGAACUACAGGGUUCCAAUACGACAAGAUGCACUUCUAGCACAGAGUGGUCAAAGAAACCACCAGCAUGUGAACUUGUUAAAUGUCCAGAGCUGACCAAACCACAGGAAGGCAUAAUGCAGUGCCAAGAUCCCAUGGGCCAGUUCAGCUACCAAUCUACCUGUGAGUUUAUGUGUAAUGAGGGACACACGCUGCGAAACUCCAGCUCUUCAACACUGUUCUGUGGGGCAACGGGACACUGGAAUGAUACACAACCCACUUGUGAAAUUAUAAAAUGCAAACAAGAGGACAUCACCCCACCAGAUCAUGCUAGCGUCCAGUGCUCCCAUCCUUAUAAAGACUUCUCAUAUGACUCUCAAUGUGAAUAUUUCUGUGAUGAGGGUUAUGAAUUAAAGGGUUCCAGAACGACAAGAUGCACUUUUAGCACAGAGUGGUCAAACAAACCACCAACAUGUGAACUUGUUCAAUGUCCAGAGCUGACCAAACCACAGGAAGGCAUAAUGCAGUGCCAAGAUCCCAUGGGCCAGUUCAGCUACCAAUCUACCUGUGAGUUUAUGUGUAAUGAGGGACACACGCUGCGAAACUCCAGCUCUUCAACACUGUUCUGUGGGGCAACGGGACACUGGAAUGAUUCACAACCCACUUGUGAAAUUGUAAAAUGCAAACAAGAGGACAUCACCCCACCAGAUCAUGCUAGCGUCCAGUGCUCCCAUCCUCAUGAAGGCUUCCCAUAUGACUCUCAAUGUGAAUAUUUCUGUGAGGAGGGUUAUGAAUUAAAGGGUUCCAGAACGACAAGAUGCACUUCUAGCACAGAGUGGUCAAACAAAUCACCAACAUGUGAACCUGUCCAGUGUCCAGAGCUGACCAAACCACAGGAAGGCCAAAUACAGUGUUACCAUCCCAUGGGCCAGUUCAGCUACCAAUCUACCUGUGAGUUUAUGUGUAAAGAAGGACACAUGCUACGAGACUCCAGCUCUUCAACCCUGUUCUGUGGGGCAACGGGACACUGGAAUGAUACACAACCCUCUUGUGAAAUUGUAAAAUGCAAACAAGAGGACAUCACCGCACCAGAUCAUGCUAGCGUCCAGUGCUCCCAUCCUCAUGAAGGCUUCCCAUAUGACUCUGAAUGUGAAUAUUUCUGUGAAGAGGGUUAUGAACUAAAGGGUUCCAAUACGACAAGAUGCACUUCUAGCACAGAGUGGUCAAACAAACCACCAACAUGUGAACUUGUUCAAUGUCCAGAGCUGACCAAACCACAGGAAGGCAUAAUGCAGUGCCAAGAUCCCAUAUGCCAGUUCAGCUACCAAUCUACCUGUGAGUUUAUGUGUAAUGAGGGACACACGCUGCGAAACUCCAGCUCUUCAACACUGUUCUGUGGGGCAACGGGACACUGGAAUGAUUCACAACCCACUUGUGAAAUUGUAAAAUGCAAACAAGAGGACAUCACCCCACCAGAUCAUGCUAGCGUCCAGUGCUCCCAUCCUCAUAAAGACUUCUCAUAUGACUCUCAAUGUGUAUACUCCUGUGAGGAGGGUUAUGAACUAAAGGGUUCCAAUACAACAAGAUGCACUUCUAGCACAGAGUGGUCAAACAAACCACCAAGAUGUGAACUUGUUAAAUGUCCAGAUCUGACCAAACCACAGGAAGGCCAAAUACAGUGUUACCAUCCCAUGGGCCAGUUCAGCUACCAAUCUACCUGUGAGUUUAUGUGUAAAGAAGGACACAUGCUACGAGACUCCAGCUCUUCAACCCUGUUCUGUGGGGCAACGGGACACUGGAAUGAUACACAACCCUCUUGUGAAAUUGUAAAAUGCAAACAAGAGGACAUCCCCGCACCAGAUCAUGCUAGGGUCCAGUGCUCUCAUCCUCAUAAAGACUUCUCAUAUGACUCUGAAUGUGUAUACUCCUGUGAGGAGGGUUAUGAACUAAAGGGUUCCAGUACAACAAGAUGCACUUCUAGCACAGAGUGGUCAAACAAACCACCAACCUGUGAAUUUAUUCACUGCCCAGCCCUUGACAGUCCUGUCAAUGGAGAGCUGAACUGCACCUCCAGCUUUAAUUACGGGAGCAAAUGCAGCUUUAGCUGUGUUGAAGGAUUCCAGCUCCUGGGAGCUUCAGAGAUCAGCUGUUCAAAAACAGCAAAGUGGAGUCAGGAACCAUCUCGCUGUGAGGCAAUGGUCUGCCCACAACUUCAUGAGCCUAUUAAUGGGCAUAUGAACUGCUCAUCUGAAGAGCCCACCUUUGGCACCGUCUGCAUCUUCAGCUGUCAUGAAGGCCACCAACUCAAAGACCACAGUAACAAGAUCGUGAUGUGCAACUACAAUGGGAGCUGGUCAGGGGAAGUGGCAGUGUGUCAAGCUUCUCCUGAUCCCUCUCCAUCGCUCUUCGAAGUGACAGAAGUGACUCUUGGGGUUGCAGGUGCUAUCGGUGGCUCCAGUCUGGGCUUAGUUCUCUGGAUACUGAAGAGACUGAGGAGAAAAGCUAGCAAUUUUGACCUAAACAGUACCUCGGAUACUGAGGAUCCACCACAGUUUUAUAAGAACAGUGUUGACAGUCUCAUAUAGAACAAAAUACCAUCAAAUAGCAGACAGUAUAUACGGUGAGCAUAUAUUCCUCAUGCACACAGACAGGCCAGUGUGUGUGUAAUGAUGGCAAUGUAAUUUAUCUGGAAUAAUGGAACAAUUCAUUGAAAAACUGAAUUAAACUUUAUUUUUCACAGGACUCACAACUGCCUCGUUGAAAUAAAAAUGUAUGUCAUCACAAAUGAUUUGAGACACUUGGAUAUUUUUAAACUUUGAGGGGCAUUAUCAGUUACUAGGCAACAGUAACUGAAUGUAAUUUCUACUUCCCAACGGAAGCGUUAAUUAUUUACUUGACUGAACAUAUUGUUCUGUAGCCUACUAUUUAAAUGUCCUAUUUUUAUGUUAUUAAUAUACACAUUUCUUGUACUAUUUAUUGUUCCUAAACCCUAUUGGUCCUAUUAAACUAUUUUAACAUGUAAACCAAUAAAGUGUGACAUUUAUGACAUCAUGACUUGGUGUUUGAAUGCAUUUUCCACUUUCAGAUGAGCAUCUGAAACUUAAAAAAAAAGCAUAUAUUUUUCAACAUCAAAGCAUAAAUGAACAUUUACUGUAACUGGUCAUUCCAUUUGUAGAAUCAUUAGCUCUAAAUUUGAACCUUAACCCCUAAAUAAAAGCUGGAAGUGAA